CCGCCGAACAUCAACUUGGCUUUUAACGGAAAGUUCAAAUUCCGGGCCACAAAAUGAAAAUCGAACCAUUUCUCCAAAAUGAUGGGCGCCUGGCCGAUGAGAACAUGUCACCGAACCUUUAACAUGACGCAAUCUUCCGACAACGGCCGCAAGCAGACCUUCCCCCUUCCAGCGGAGCAGUUCAGCCCCCUUCAGUCCGUAUUCCGUCGGCGGCUGCUCAACGGAAUCGGCGCCGCUUCUCUACUGGCUGUCGGCGCCAAUCUGGGAGGUGUAUCGAGCUUCCUAUUGAGCUUCUCGCCGGAGGCUUCUCGGAGCCUCAAGCUCGACGCGCUUUAUCCGGUCGGCGGCUACAGCCGGUACAUAGAUACGAAUGAGGGAUUUGAAUUUGUGUAUCCGGAGAGUUGGUUAGGGGAUCAGACGGUGCUGUACAGAGCAGCUGGUAAGGCGGAGAAGCCGGUGGAUCCUCCGCCUCUGGAUGGUGGUGGUGGGCGGCGGAGGAGGGUGAAUGAGCCGGUGGUGGCUUUCGGUCCGCCGGGGUCGACGGGAGAGCUGAAUGUCAGUGUGAUUGUAUCGACCGUCCCCAUCGACUUCUCGAUUGAAGCAUUUGGAGGAGCUGAACGAGUCGGAGAAGCUGUGCUUAGGACAAUAACCAUGCCAAGUCGAGGCACGGGUGUGAAGGGAACAUUAAUAGGGUCAAGUGUGAGGGAGAAUCCCGAGAAAGGGGUUAAGUACUAUGUGCUCGAAUUUGGAAUCGAGAGCCCGGUUUUCCAGCGCCAUAGUGUUGCUGUAUGUUGCGCCCGAAAGGGAAGAUUGUUUACCCUAAAUGCUCAGGCGCCUGAACCUGCUUGGCCCCAAUAUAAAGCACAGUUUUAUGUGAUUGCUGAUUCUUUCAUUUUGGUCUGACUAUAAUGUAUGAGUCACUGGAUGGAAAUGGAGCCAAAAUACUUUUAGGCUGAGGCAAAAGUGUAAUUUUAAAAAUCUGACAAGUAGUUUGCACGUUUUAAUUUUGGUUAGUUCGUAAUAAACAUUUACUUCCUAUAAACUGUAAAUAAAAAAAAAAUAAU
Striga asiatica is the source of this 1064-nucleotide messenger RNA. The record is from the annotation of a GenBank genome assembly. Lineage: Eukaryota; Viridiplantae; Streptophyta; Magnoliopsida; Lamiales; Orobanchaceae.